AUGGUAGCCAAGGAAAUUUACGUUGCAGUGAUUGGUGCUGGUGGUGUAGGAAAAUGCUUUCUAUCUCAACUUGAGGCUCUUUCUCAACGAUUUACCUCAUCCAAAAUAUCCCUCAUCUUCGUUUCAAGAAGCAAGAAAGUUCUCUACAGCCCAAAAUACACUCCUCUUUCAUACUCCAACCUCUCAAAUACCCUCGCAGACUCCACACAAGAACCACUCUCUUUGCCAAAGAUCAUUGAAUACUUAGCAGCUGCCCCUGCAAAGGUCGUCCUUGUCGACAACACAAGUUCGCAAGAUGUCGCAGAUGCAUAUCCACAAGUUUUGUCCAAAGGAAUCUCAAUAGUCACUCCCAACAAAAAGGCGUUUUCUGGAUCAUAUAAAUUGUGGCAGGAUAUCUUCUCCGCAGCUUCGUCAUCUGGUGCUAAGGUGUAUCAUGAGAGUUCAGUCGGUGCUGGAUUACCAGUUAUCUCUACUCUGAAGGAAUUGGUCGACACAGGCGAUUCCGUAACUAAGAUCGAAGGUGUUUUCAGCGGCACCAUGUCCUUCCUGUUUAACUCAUUCGCUCCAACCGAAGGUUCAGGAGGAAAGUGGUCUUCCGAGGUCGCUAAAGCAAAGAAGUUGGGUUAUACUGAGCCAGAUCCAAGAGACGAUUUGAACGGUCUGGAUGUCGCCAGAAAGCUGACAAUUUUGGCAAGAUUGGCAGGUCUUGAGGUUGAAUCUCCAACUUCAUUUCCAGUCCAAAGCUUGAUCCCCAAGGAAUUGGAGAGCGUUUCAAGUGGAGAUGAAUUCCUUCAAAAGUUGCCAGAAUUUGAUUCCCAGAUGGAGGAAACAAAGGCUGCCGCCGAGAAGGAGGGUAAGGUUGUGAGAUUCGUUGGAAGUAUCGAUGUCGCAAAGAAGGAAGUGAAAGUGGGUUUGGAGAAAUUCGACAAAUCUCACCCAAUUGCCGCCCUCAAGGGAAGUGAUAACAUCAUCAGCUUCUACACGAAGCGCUAUGGAUCCAAUCCUUUAAUCAUUCAGGGAGCUGGUGCCGGAGGAGAUGUAACAGCAAUGGGUGUCACAGGUGAUCUCAUUAAGGUCCUCGAAAGAUUGUCUUGA
This is a messenger RNA of Botrytis byssoidea, 1095 nucleotides long. RefSeq lists its product as uncharacterized. The record is from RefSeq and is a predicted model, not a curated record. Gene Ontology annotation, molecular function: homoserine dehydrogenase activity; aspartate kinase activity; NADP binding. Gene Ontology annotation, biological process: L-homoserine biosynthetic process; aspartate family amino acid biosynthetic process. The transcript is spliced from 2 exons. Lineage: Eukaryota; Fungi; Ascomycota; Leotiomycetes; Helotiales; Sclerotiniaceae. Bases 1 to 1095 code for a protein of 364 amino acids.